ACCAAGAAUAGUAAUGAGAAAAUAUUGCUGAUAAAAACAAUAUUAACAUGGAAUAUCUCAAGUUGUUUUGUAAGCCAAGAGAUACCAGACGUCUUAUACUCUCAUAGAAUAUGAUAAUAGAAAAUACUGUAAGAGUCCAGAUUUUAACAGUAUUUAGUGUUGCAUUAAAGUAAAUAUGUUUAUAAGAGGCAAUUCCAGAUUCAUAGGUGCCUGAAAUACAUGAUUGGUCUAAAAUGACAUACGAAUUCACAAAUUAUAAACUAAAUUUUUAAUUAUAUAUGUACCUUUAAAAACUGUAUCCCAACAAGAGCAGGAACAAUAUCUACGAUCAACUCUCCUUGAAAACUGAUGCCAAAAGUAAUAUAGCGUUGCUAUGUGAAUUGGAGGUAUAAGGGCAGAAGCAACACAACCAAUUAUCCGGGAUAUUAUACCAUUGUCAAUUCUCAAAAAACACUGUUUUGUUACACAAGUGCAUUUCCUCAAUUUCUUCAGAACCCCUUUCAUAUCAAAGUCUCAUAAAAAAAUGUCUUAUUACAAAUAAAUUUUAGGUUACCUUCUGAAAUAGACUUAAGCAUCUUUCUCAUGGAAGUAGCUGGACAUUGAUUAUACUAGAUCUAAGAAUACCUUAUCAAAUAAAUCUCUACAGUCUCUAGGUAACUAUAGACAAAGCUAACACCCUUCAUAGUUAUCUCCUAGAAACGUGACAUUAAACUGUCCUAACCUUGAUGCUCAAUAAUAACAAUGUAACCUCUCUAUGUUUUUGUAAACAGUUUGACAUUUGUUUAGCUUCCUUCACUGAUGUCUUAACACUUUUUUACUGAUGUCUUAAGAUGUGAUCUAUUUAUUAACUAAAUUUAGCAAAAUGGAAGCAACAAAGUCUAAGAAAAAGAAGAAUCAAAACAAAAAGGCUCUUCCUGAAGAAGUCAAAGUUAUCAAUGACAAAAAUGGUACAAAAGAGGGUACUACUUUGUGUUUAGAUGAAAAAAAUUAUUGCGAAAGAAUUUGUGAUCCCAAGGAGAAGGAAACUCUUUUAACUGGAAUUGAUUACCAAAAUGAUUCUCCUACAUUACAAGCUCCUGCUUUUAUUGAUAACUCUGUUAAUAAGAUUGAAGUUGAUAGUGGUACAGAAUUAGCAGAGAUUGAUCACAAGAUGCACAUUCUUAAUAUUGAAUCGACUUCUACAGAUUUUCAAAAUAAUCUUGCUCAUUCAGAAAAUUCUAAGGAUGUUAAUGUUGAAGAUUCUGCUGCAGGUGUUGGUUUUCUUUCUUCAGAAGAAGAUGAGUUUUCGCAGUUGACUGAAUUAGCAAGCCAAUCUUGUGAUAUUAAACCAUUUACUGAAGCACAACUGUUAUCAAUUUAUCGAAAUGAUGAAUUGGAGUUACUUGACAAAUUUAUUGAUUCAUUUGUGGAUGUUGAGCUUCAUUCGGGAACUAUUCAACAGCAUCCUUUAUAUUCACUUCUCUUUAAUUAUUUGAGAGCCAGGGAGAAGCAACUUGCAAGUGCUAAUGAAAUAGACUGUUCCUUGAAAGAAUGUAAAGAAAUUCAACAAAGACUAUGGCUUCUAGAAACAGUUAAAGUAACUGAAACUGGUGAAUGUCAGGAUGGGAAUCCAGUUGAAGCCAGUCAUGAAUACCAGGUUGGAAAGUUCGAGCAAGCUUCAUUUAAUUUAUUAUCAUCAAAACUUGCUAAUGUCCGUGAAAUGGUAAAUGAACAACAUUCCCUGUAUACUUACAGCUGUCAAGUUUCAAAAUUAAAGAUUGAUAGUUACAUUUGUCGAGUAACUGAAAAAUUCUCUUCACUUCCUCAUAACAUGCCUGUUUGCCUUACAAGUGAUAGUGUUACUCGUACAACAGAUUUAUGUUCUGCGAUUUCAGUACUUUUUUACUUUCAACGUCAACCGAUUUCAGAUGUAGAAUUCAAGGCAGACAUCAAAGUGUGGCUUACUAGACUUGUUGCAAUCUUGUUGAGAGUUGCUGCUUGGAGCCAGCAUAUGUUCAUUUUGAAUCACGUCUUGAGAUGCCCUACCAACGUUAUAAAAUGGGCAGCGAGUUUUAUUCAGACACCCUCUGCACCCUUCAAUUGUCAUAAUCCUGGCAACUAUUUGAAUCACAUGAUAGCAACUCUUGCUACUAUCAUAAAACCUAUUGCAGAAAGAAAUCGUUUUAUCCAAGAGAUGGAAGCAAGUAGUGAAGAGGUAUGGGUGUUUGUCGAUUCUGAUGGAGAAGACUGUGAAGAUACCUCGAUCCCGCCUACAUGUCUUAAAGAAAAUGACAUUAUAGCUAUUCUCAAUCAAAUUCCAUUAGAAAGUCUAUUUCGACAGAUGAUGCAACUGACGAAAAGAGAUGAUAUUGACGUAUAUAUUUCCUUGAGCUCCAGUCAGCUUCUUAGAAUUUUUGCUUUAUCUAGACUGCUUAUGAAGCUUCUGUCUGAAGGCAUGCGAUCUUAUGAGACCAAAUCUCAUUCACAAUUCUGUAAAAGAUUAGCGAGUAUUCUCACUCAUACAAUGCAGUAUGUUACCGACUUAUGGGAAGCUUAUAGAAGGGACAAUACAGAAUGCCACGAUGCAUGUCUUAUUGAACGUCUCCAACUAGAGUAUGACAACAUUGUGAUUUCUGCUUGUCAUGCUCUCUUAGGACCACAACAUAAAAGUGUUCUUCAGUUUCUCACUGCUCUUCCAUUUUCAUCAGUUACACUUAAAACAAUUUGGCAAUUAUUUCAUGUUGUCAUGCAGCCUACCAAAACAGAGGUUUCUUUCUGUCGGAAUGCCGAUGAGUGGUGGGUCGGAGUUGAAGACUUGAUCCCAACCCUAAGUGAAGUGGAACUAUAUUAUGUUCUAACAGCUGUAUCAAACAUGGCUUUAGCUAGAACUGUUAAUGAUUGGCUCUUUAUAAAAGCUGUUACUACCCAUCUUCUACAAAUUGGUUUUAUUAACACCUCUACAAGAGAUAACUGCUACAAGAUCUCAAGAACUCUUCUCUCCAACCUGGCUAGCAAAUAUCCCUCAUUAGUUUCAGUUAUUCUUGACAAACUUAAGAACUGUAUACCACAGGCUGGAAAUCUUAGUUUGUAUCUCUUCCGUGAAAUCCCUCUUGUUUAUUGGACUCCUAAUAAAGAUGAUUUAAGUCUGAUAGAACAUUGGCUUUUAACAUGUCCUCUCAGUUCUAUAGAAGGUUCAUUGUCUCGAUAUAUUCUCAGUAAUAUGCAUUGGGGCCUUUCACACAACUCUUCCGUUGAACUCUUCUUAAAAAGAGAGAUCCAUUGUCAUGUGGCAUUACUUGUGGUACGGCUAGCUCUGCUGCAUUGUCCUGAGACCACUUCUUCAUCAGGAACUGCUGCCAUAACUGAUACUAUAAAACAGAUGUCUCAACUGACUGGUUCAUUGGGUAAAAGUCAAUCUGAAUAUUGCUUGUCAGCAUGGGUCUGGGAGAUGCUAUUUAAGCUCCGUCUCCACCUGAUGGACCAACCUGAUCCUUAUGUCUGGGCUACUCUCUCAAAUCCAAUGCAAUAUUUCUCAAUAUUACCAUCAUUAGAAUCCUUACCAAAUGAGUUGUCACCAUUAGUUCGAGCUUUAAAAGACAAACAAAUGACUGCCAUAUUUACAGCGAUGCUGAUGACAUCAACUGGACAUAGCAUUCCUUUAAUAUGUAAUACUGGCUUCUCAAUGCUUCUCUCACUUGCCCAAUGCCAUCGCUAUUUUGCUGUCCUGAUUAUACUACAACACAUCGUCCCCCUUUUUAUUGAAUGUCAAGAGGCAUUACUUUCUAAUGAUUUGUUUACCCAAGUAAUACAGAGUCUAGUUACCGCUGAUAAAACAUUUCUUCGUCUUGCUAAGAAUCUCAUUUCUUCAGAUUUUCCUGGAAUGAUUGUUAAACAGUUUGGAGACUUAAUUCAAAUGCACUUGGAUACAUUUCGCAAGUACAAUCUUUCAUCUCCGGGUCCUUUGGCUCAGCUUUGGCUAGAGAUAUUAAGUAAAGUUUGGAUGUUCGAACCAACUAAUACUAGUUAUUUGAUGGACAUCAUUUUACGAACUGCUUUCUUCAGGCCUGAAAUGCGCUCAAUUGCCACUGGAAUAUUAUUACGACUUUAUGAAAUGAUUUCCAAUGCUAGUAAAGCAAAAUUUUCACUUUUGAGUUGGGUAGGUGGCAAUUCACACUGUGUUUCAUUGAUUCCCAAAUCAGCUCCAGAUACACCUUGGUUCGCACUAUUUGCUCUUGAGCUUGAAGAAUAUAUUAUUAAUGAGAAGACAGGACUAUGGAAAAAUCUUCUCGUCAAUUUAGUUACGUCUGCCGGUAAAGCCAAUAUUGACUCAAGCCUAAAGAAAGUGUGCUCUUCUCUCAAGAUAGAAUCAUUUACGAGUAGUGCUUUACCGAUUUAUCGUUGGUCACAGCAAGCUCUCGACACACCAGUGGACCAUCCUGUACUGCCUAUAUUUUGGCAAAAGUUCUUUACUCUAUAUCUUUCAAGAGUUCCCGCAUUUGGAAAAGACAUCGGAUGUGUUGGGUCAAAGUUCUUUGAAGGUCUCACUAACAGAAAUUAUAUGAACAGGCUGAAGAAAAAGUUAGUUGAUUGUAAGGAGUUUUAUGAAGCAAAAUGUGCUAACUCAGUUCAAGUUGUUACUUUAGAGAGGAAGGACUGGUUCGAAAACAUGGCUAAGUUAUAUAAUACCUUUCUCUUCUGGCUUGAAGAAGUCUCACUACAGGACCCGGGGGUUUAUCUUCCUGCAUUACCUCCUCCUUACAAGCCUGAAAAACUAUCUGCAAUAUUUCAUAAUGACAAUACCUUAUGGCAUGAGUAUGUUGACUACGAGGCUGUCAGGCUUUCGCAACGAGAAUCUCUCACUCGCUGGGAACAGUCCUUGUGCCGGAAGAACGAAAUGCCACCCAAGCCUUCCUUUAUGGAACAAGACCCGGAUCCCUUGGCUAGGAUAUCAAAGAGGCUGCAGUCAUAUGAGACCCCUGUGCCACCACCUCCACUAAAAACUUUACAACAACCCGUUCCUCUCCCUCCAGCUGAAGCUUUUUAUAACAAACAUCACCUGCUUGAUUUGCUUGGUGGCUCACUGAAGUCAUUACUUGAUUUUGCAAGGUCACACACUGUUAGAGCAGGAGAGCAAUCAAGUCUUGAUUGUUGCUUGCUUGAACUUGCUCCUCUUUUGUACCGUUCAGUAGAAACUACUGUUACCCUACAUGCCGCCUGUGACACCCAUACACCUGGGUAUAAACCUACAUUAAACUCACUCAACUGUGCUGGUCCUGCUGUAAUCAAUCUUAAGAUUUGUGAAAUUCGUGUCUGUGAAGCGACGGAUAUGGCAAUCCAUAACAACCGACUUGAAAUACUGAGUCUUAUUAAACGUACAUGCCAAACACCACCAUAUGCUGUUUGCCAAGGGAGUGUUCAAAUAGAACAGUGUGUAAGGUUUUUGGAAGAUCAAUAUUCUGAACUGAGGAGGAUAGGUGAUGUACAGUUAAUGAAAAAAAUGGAAGAAGUUGGAGUUUCAUUAUUUUAUCAUCUGACAUCAAUAUUCACAGAAGAGGCUUCACAAUAUCCUCCUCUGAAGCAGUUAGUGACCACUUGUGUUGAAACGCUGGGACAGACAUUUAUAUCUGAGGAUGAAAGACAGGGCCCAAUUUUGCUGUCAACUCUUCUUGAAGCCCCAUCACUAUCUAGCCUGCUUUCUAUUCAUUUCUCACCGACCAAAGCUUCUUCUCAAACAUAUGUCCAACUGUAUCGGACACUUACUAACUCAAUUUCUUCUUCAAAUUUUGACUUGAUAUUUGUAUUGUUAACCAAGUUUGAUAUGGUUCAGUGGUUGGAUUCUCAAAAGCCUAGAAUGUUCGAUUGUUCACAACUUAUAGAUCUCGUAGGAAAAGCCCUUGCAUCUUCUGGUCAAACUCAAGAAUCAGAAUUUAUUAUGAUCCAUGAAGUGCUUCGAAGGCAGUUAUGUAUUCUCUUCAAUUAUGAUUCCCCUUCUCAUUAUUUAGAAGUAAUUACAUUAUGUCUAAACCAUUCAGAGACUCAUUCAUUAGCUACAGAAGUAUGGGUUGACAUAAUAAACGCACUAGUGAGUCCUGUAUGUAGCUUUAGAAAUCACUUGUCUCUCUCAGAUUCUGUUCAACUUAUGCAGAAAUUUGCCAUCCAGCAAAACACUCUUUCCUAUAAUGAGCUCAUUGAAAUUUGUCUUUUAUUGAGUCGCCAUUUCAUGGAGGAAAGACUUCAAUACGGGUUGUAUGGCCUUUAUCCAAAAUAUAGAAAUUAUAUAUCACCUUUCACUACACUCCUUGGAAUUGUAAGCCAUGCUUUGGUUGUUGCUUGCAACAAAAAAUACAGUCACAACAGCUAUAAUAAAGUGUGUGAAGAAUUGUGGCCUUAUUUCACUGGCCUCUAUGCUCCUUGGCUAAGCCCAUACUACACCAACUCUUUGACACAACCAAUGGCAGCUUGGAUUCAACAGCUGACAGAUGACCGGUCAAUAUUACCUCCUUGGAUUGCUGCAGACUCUGGCCAUGCUCACAAGGUAGCUGCAAUCUUCACUGAAUCGAUACGUUUUCUUUUUGACAAUCUAUCUGGCUCUACUAUGCUCAGUUAUGUUUGGCAAUAUUACGUAACCACAUUUGCCCAUCCCUCAGUAAAGGAACAUAUAUUAAGUGUAAUCCAUAGCAAUUUACUUUCUCUUCCAUGGUCUAAAUUUUCUCCUUCAUUUUUGGAUUUAGAUUAUAUGCUUAAGGUCUCUGAUACAUAUGUUCCAUAUUGCCAUACAUUGCUUGGCACAAUUUUUAUUGAUGUUUCUUGGUCGCAUUGGAUCAAAGAUGUGCCUGAAGAAACAUCAUCAAAGGUCCAUUCUUCUUUGCUCCAUUUAAUAAUAAAACUUUCCAAUGAACCCAACGUAAGGCAGUCGGGUAAAAUUAUGGACCUGCUUAUUGCAGCAUGUAAUUUUCACUGGGAGACUGUUGAUUGCAGCAAUUAUGAGAGUGCUGUAAACUGGUUUGUUAUGAGUUAUGAUCCACGAGUGAUAUUAUUACAGGAUAGUGAUGAUGCAUGUGAUAUUGAUAAAUCUGUUUUAGAGCUUCUUAAACAUGCUGGUGGAUUUAUUAAAACUUUAGAUGGAUCAAGUCCACCUGCUGUACCUCGUAAAAGGCAAAUCUACUUCAGGGCUUGUGUGAAACUUAUAGUGUCUUGUUAUAAUCGCUACAAGCAGGCUUUACGAACUGAACUGGAUGCCCUAUCUUCUACCAUUGAGGAUCUUCUUACACAAAUUAACACCAUUGUACCACUAAACCCAUAUGCUGGUGGUGAAGCAGGAUUAUAUAUGGGUGAACUGCUCACAUUGCUGAGUGGCCCACUGGCGAAGACAACUCAUUCAACUAUACUGUCUUGGUUGGGAAAGCGAGGAGACUGUGUUGUAGCCAAGGCUUUACUAAGGACCCUUCCAAUGUCUGUCCAGGAUGCUGCUGUUCUCGGCUCUUUGAUGGAAGCUAUAUUAACAUCUGUAUUUAAUGAUCAAAAUGGCAGUGAUUGGACCAAUGUCCUCAGCCUACUGCAAGACUUCCCUCCCAAACAACCAUUGUUGACUGAAACACUAACAAAUGAGAGAUGUCUCUUAUCUCUCUAUGCUUUUUUUUCGAAAAGAUUGCCAGUUCUGACUGACCUUGAGGAGGAAGCAACCAUUAUAAAACAAUUAACGGUAUCCCUAACAUCUUUAAAAUGCUGUGCUGAGAUCGAAGCCAAAAUUAUUCCUCUAUUUUAUUUGGGACUUCUUCUUGGAGGACGUCAAGCAGAUCACAAUCCAGAAUUGACUUACUCCCAGCUUAAACAGAUGGUUGAAGUUAGUGAAAACUGGGCUGAUUACAAAUCACCCUGGGGUUUUUUGGGGACCAUAGGAAUUAGGAAACAAGUCCCCAUAUCUAAUAGGUGCCGAGUUAUAUACCGGGUAUUCGCUGCCUUAGUCCUCUGCCAGUUCCCAGAAAGGAAAGGAGAACUGAACAUUGACCAACCUCCGUUCAUCAGGACCACAGCCCAUGCUCCAGGUGGCAUCACUUCAAAUAACAUGGAACUAGGCCCGAGCAGUGAAACCAUCCGCUGUAUGUCACUGCUAGAAUGCCUUUCAGGAGACAAGGCCUAUUCAAGCUUCCAGCUGCCAAUCGAACGAGCUCUAGGACUCAUUCGAGGGCCUGACAAUUCACUUCACAAUGCUGCAACCAUAUUUUUAUCUAUAGCAAGCCUCAUAUUUCCCGAACGCUUUGUUACUGGGAUCCCUGUUACACAGUUGGAUGUGUAA
Nezara viridula (southern green stink bug) is the source of this 8275-nucleotide messenger RNA. NCBI's taxonomy places the organism in Eukaryota, Metazoa, Arthropoda, Insecta, Hemiptera, Pentatomidae. The record is from the annotation of a GenBank genome assembly.